AUGUUUCUGUACAACCUGACCUUACAGGCGCCUAAUGCCAUCAACCAGGCGAUCCUCGGAAACUUUUCAGGAACCAGGCAGCAAGAGCUGAUCGUCUCUCAUGUUUCCAGGAUCGAGCUGCUUAGACCCGAUACCACGACCGGCAAAGUCCACUCUGUCCUCUCGCACGAUGUCUUUGGUGUUAUCCGCUCUCUGGCCUCUUUCCGUCUGACAGGGGCAUCCAAAGAUUACAUUGUGAUCGGAUCAGACUCAGGAAGGAUAGUCAUCUUGGAGUACAACCCCACCAAAAAUGUGUUCGAAAAGGUCCACCAGGAGACGUUUGGCAGGUCAGGAUGUCGCAGGAUCGUCCCUGGACAGUACCUUGCCAUUGAUCCCAAGGGUCGCGCUGUCAUGAUCGGAUCGAUGGAGAAGCAAAAGCUGGUGUACAUUUUGAACAGAGAUAUCGCUGCCAGACUAACGAUCGGAUCACCAUUGGAGGCACACAAAUCCCACACCAUCGUUCACUACUGCACAGGCGUCGACGUUGGAUUUGAGAAUCCGAUCUUUGCCUGCUUGGAAGUAGACUACUCAGAAGCCGACAGGGACCCUACUGGAGAAGCCCUCAAAGAGACAGAAAAGAUGCUGACAUACUAUGAACUGGAUCUUGGGCUGAACCAUGUUGUCAGGAAAUGGAGCGAGGCUGUCGACCGUAAAUCAAACAUGCUGGUUGCAGUUCCCGGCGGCACUGAUGGACCUUCAGGAGUAUUGGUUUGCGCAGAAGACUACAUUACAUAUAAACACAUCGGCUCCGCUACUCUCACAGUCCCUAUACCAAGACGAGAGAACCCAUUGGAGAAUAAGGAGCGCGGAUUGUUGAUCGUGUCAGGAGUAGUGCACAAAAUGAGGAACUCAUUCUUUUUGUUGUUGCAAAGUGAGGAAGGUGAUUUGUACAAGGUCACGGUUGACUAUACCGGGGACGUCGUAAACGAGAUCAAGAUCAAAUACUUUGAUACCGUUUCGGUGGCGUCAGGACUUUGUAUUCUCAAGAGUGGAUUUUUAUUUGUUGCCAGCGAGUUCGGGAACCAUAAUUUCUACCAAUUCGAGAAGCUGGGCGAUGACGAUGACACCCCCGAAUACUCGAGCAAGGAUUUUAUGGAAACCGAUGGAGAACAUUUGAACACCCGAGUGUACUUCAAGCCAAGACCACUGGAGAACUUACUUCUGGUCGAUGAGCUCACUAGCAUGGCACCCUUGACUGACGCCAAGGUUCUUAAUCUUACGGAUGAGGACACGCCUCAAAUUUAUGCUAUGUGCGGACGUGGGCCGAGAUCAACAAUGAGGAUAUUGCGACAUGGACUGGAGGUCACGGAGAUGGCCGUCUCACCCUUGCCAGCCAAUCCAACAGCAGUCUGGACCACUCGCUUGACAGCUGAUGACCCCUACGACCAGUAUAUCAUUGUCUCCUUCUCAAACGCAACAUUGGUUCUGUCUAUUGGUGAAACAGUCGAGGAGGUCAUCGACACUGGAUUCCUGGCAACAACACCCACAAUUGCAGUGCAGCAGCUCGGUCAGGAUGCUCUGCUCCAAAUCUACCCUCAGGGCAUUCGACAUAUCCGCGCCAACAAGCAGGUCACAGAAUGGAGGGCACCUGGAGGCAGGCAGAUUGUUCGUGCUGCCACCAACAGGCAGCAGGUUGUGAUCGCAUUGACAGGAGGAGAGCUCGUGUAUUUCGAGGUCGACGACAGCGGCAACUUGAGCGAAUCGCAUGUGCGGAGGGAAAUGCCUGGUAACGUCACCUGCCUUAGCAUUCAGCCCUUGCCCAAAGGGAGAAAGCGCGUUCGCUUCUUGGCGGUUGGAUGCGACGAUAACACUGUCCGUAUUCUCAGUUUGGACACAUCAUCAUGUUUGGAACCCCUCAGUAUGCAGGCCCUGUCAGCUGUGCCUGAAUCGUUGGUGAUGAUCGACAUGCCGGAUCAAAUCACAGAGGGAUCGUUGACAACACUGUACUUGAACAUUGGUCUUCAAAACGGAGUUUUAUUGCGCACUGUCUUGGACCAGACCACUGGACAGCUCUCCGACACCCGUACUCGCUUCCUGGGCGCCCGUGCAGUCAGACUAUUCGAACUGAACAUGGCAGGAAACCCGGCAGUCUUGGCGCUUUCUAGCAGACCCUGGCUCAGCUAUCAGAUGCAGUCGCGCAUUCACCUGAACCCUCUCUCAUAUGAGGCACUUGAGUUUGCAUCCAGCUUCACAUCGGAGCAGUGUCUGGAGGGAGUUGUCGCCAUUGCAGGAAACGAGCUCAAGAUCUUUACGAUUGAAAAGUUUGGUCAGGUGUUUAACGAAACCGCUGUGCCGUUGACAUACACCCCCCGCCGGUUUGUUGUCAACCCUGUUCACAAAUCGAUCGCCAUUAUCGAAACGGAUCACCAGACGUAUUCUACACUGGAAAAGAAGAAGAGGCUGGCAGAACUUGGAUUUGAACAAGAGGACGAUGAGUUGGAUCCCUCUGUGUUUGGACAUUCCAGGGCCCAACCUGGAAAGUGGGCGUCGCUUGUCAGGAUCCUCAAUCCCAGCACAGGCGAGACGACAUUCAAGCUGGAAUUUGAGCAGAACGAGGCAGCGUUCAGUUUGGCGGUGUUGAACUUUGCUGCGGAUGCAAGCCAGCUGUUUUUGGCCGUCGGUACUGCAGCAGAUUUGACUUUGUCACCCAGGUCUCUGUCGUCAGGAUUUAUUCACAUUUACAAGUUUGUGGAUGAUGGUGCGGCUUUGGAAUUAGUGCACAAGACGCCUGUGGAUGAGGUCCCGCACGCACUUCUUCACUUCCAGGGACGACUAUUGGCAGGAAUCGGCAAGACGCUUCGGAUCUACGACCUUGGCAAGCGGAAGCUGCUCCGGAAAUGCGAGAACCGCAACAUGCCGAACAGCAUUGUGACGCUGCAUAACCAAGGAGGACGAAUCAUCAUUGGGGAUGUGCAGGAAUCAGUACAUUAUGCGUCGUAUAUUGCAGCAGACAACAAGAUUGUGAUCUUUGCGGAUGACAAAUCGCCAAAGUGGAUCUCGUGCUCGACGAUGAUUGAUUACAAUACAGUCGCGGCAGGAGACAAGUUCGGAAACUUUUUCGUGAACCGACUACCUCUGAAGCUGAGCCAGGAGAUUGAUGAGGAUGAGGCAGGAAGCAAGUCAGUCGGAAAGGGCUACCUUCAUGGAGCGGCGCAUAAGGUUGAUUUGGUGGCCCAUUACCAUGUGGGAGAUAUCUUGACAUCGUUAGCGAAGACGAGCUUUGUGGCGGGAGGACGCGAGAUGGUUUUGUAUACGUCGUUCCUGGGAGGCAUUGGAAUUUUUAUCCCGUUUCAGACAAAGGAGGACAUUGACUUUUUCCAGACGCUCGAGAUGCAUAUGCGCAAUGAGAUGCCACCACUAGCAGGGCGCGACCACCUCUCUUACCGCGGCUACCACGUUCCUGUCAAGGGAACGGUGGAUGGAGAUGUCUGCGAGCAAUAUAACUUGCUGUCGGGCGAUAAGAAGAGGAUGAUUGCCGAAGAGCUGGAUAGGACGCCGGCGGAAAUCCAGAAGAAGAUCGAGGACAUGCGCAUCCGUGCCAUCUAA
Messenger RNA from Gamsiella multidivaricata, 3585 nucleotides. Its product is annotated as CPSF A subunit region-domain-containing protein. Bases 1 to 3585 code for a protein of 1194 amino acids. The record is from RefSeq and is a predicted model, not a curated record. Lineage: Eukaryota; Fungi; Mortierellomycota; Mortierellomycetes; Mortierellales; Mortierellaceae. Gene Ontology annotation, biological process: mRNA splicing, via spliceosome. The transcript has 9 exons. Gene Ontology annotation, molecular function: protein binding; U2 snRNA binding. Gene Ontology annotation, cellular component: U2 snRNP; nucleus.